CCGCCCCACCAGGGUGCCGGCACUGAUUCUCCCUCCCGCCCCCCGGGGUCCCGGCACUAGUCCUCUGCGCCGCCCCCCCGGGGUCCCAGCACUGGUUCUCCGCACCGUCCCCCCAGGGUCCCGGCGCUGGUCCCAACGCUGCCCCCGUACCAGCCCCGCACUGCACCUCGCCCGCCUCAGGGUCCCGCCGACCGCGAGCUCCCGCGUCCCUGGAGAUCGCGGUGUCCCGAAGCCUCAGCUAGGACUGCAGUCACGCAGUGUGCGGUGCCGGGGCCGUGUCGGAAUUCUGUUUAACAGUGAUCAUCAGCUAAAAUUAUGGCCACUGCCAGUGGUGAGGUGCACCAUCCUGUAGAUCCCGGAAUCUCAAAGCUGCAGUUUGCUCCCUUCAGUAGUGCCUUGGAUGCAGGAUUCUGGCACGAACUAACCCAGAAGAAACUCAAUGAAUACCGACUGGAUGAGACCCCCAAAGUUAUCAAGGGAUACUAUUACAAUGGUGAUCCUUUGGGUUUGCCAGCUCGCUUGACAUUGGAGUUUAGUGCCUUUGAUAUGAACGCUUCGAUACCAGCCCGUUGCUGUCCUGCUUUUGGAACGUUGUAUAAUACCAACACUUUUGAGACGUUCAAAUCCUGUGAUAAGAAAUCACUUCUGGAAAAAGAAGCCAAUGAGAUAUGGGAAUCCAUAAAAUCUGGAGCUGCUCUUGAAAACCCCAUGCUCUUGAACAGGUUUCUACUGCUGACGUUUGCAGAUUUAAAAAAGUAUCACUUCUAUUACUGGUUUUGUUACCCUGCUCUCUGCUUCCCCAGUGGAAUACAUAUAAUUCAGAAACCGGUGUGUCUUGGUGAGAGGUUCUCAUUAAAUCAGAUUCAAGCACUUCAGAAAGCAUAUGAUGACCUUUGCCAGAAAGAGGGAGUUACAGCCCUGCCUUAUUUUUUAAUCAAGUAUCACGACAAUUCUGUCAUGAUAUCUCUAUUGAAAAAGUGGGAUGGUUUCUUUCAAGACCAAGGGGGAAAGGUGACGGUUGGAGUUUAUGAUCCAUGUAAUUUAUCCCAAUAUCCAGGAUGGCCACUGAGAAAUUUCCUGAUCUUGGCAGCCCACAAUUGGAGCAACAUUCUCCAGACAGUUGAAGUGCUCUGCUUCAGAGACAGGACCAUGCAAGGGGUGAGGGACAUAACACACAGCAUUAUCUUUGAAAUAAAACUUCCAGAGAAACCCCUUGGCCCAGAUUGUCCAAAAGCUGUUGGAUGGGAGAAAAACCAAAAGGGAGGCAUGGGUCCGAGGAUGGUGAAUCUCAGUGAGUGCAUGGAUCCAAAAAGGUUAGCAGAAUCAUCUGUGGAUCUUAAUUUGAAAUUGAUGUGCUGGCGUUUGGUGCCUACUCUGGAUUUGGAAAAGAUUGUGUCUGCCAAGUGUCUGCUGCUAGGAGCUGGUACACUGGGUUGUAGUGUUGCAAGGACCUUGAUGGGCUGGGGAGUCAGGAAGAUCACAUUUGUGGACAAUGCAAAGAUCUCCUACUCCAACCCCGUGCGGCAGCCGCUGUACGAGUUUGAGGACUGUCUGAGUGGGGGGAAGCCCAAGGCACUUGCAGCAGCAGACAGGCUACUGAAAAUCUUCCCAGGAGUGAGCUCAGAAGGCUAUAACAUGAGCAUCCCUAUGCCAGGUCACCCAGUGAAUUUUUCUGAGGUAACAAUGGCACAGGCUCGGAAGGACGUGGCUAAACUUGAAGAGCUUAUUGAUACUCAUGAUGUUGUUUUCCUACUGAUGGACACUAGAGAGAGUCGAUGGCUUCCUGCUGUCAUUGCAGCCAGUAAGAGGAAGUUGGUCAUCAAUGCUGCCUUGGGAUUUGACACUUUUGUUGUUAUGAGACACGGCCUAAAGAAACCAAAACAGCAAGAGUCUGGUGAUUUGUGUUUCAGCAAUGCUGCUGGUCCUUCUGAUCUUUUGGGAUCGUCACUCUUUUCAAAUAUCCCUGGCUAUAAACUGGGCUGCUACUUCUGCAAUGAUGUUGUGGCACCAGGGGAUUCCACCAGGGAUCGGACACUGGACCAGCAGUGCACAGUCAGUCGCCCUGGAUUAGCCAUGGUAGCUGGAGCCCUUGCAGUGGAAUUAAUGGUUUCUGUUUUACAGCAUCCAGAAGGCGGUUAUGCUGUGGCCAGCAGUAGUGAUGAUAGAAUGAAUGAGCCCCCUACUUCUCUUGGACUUGUUCCUCAUCAGAUCCGAGGAUUUUUAUCAAGAUUUGAUAAUGUUCUUCCAGUCAGCCUGGCAUUUGAUAAGUGCACAGCCUGCUCAGCCAAGGUCCUUGAACAGUAUGAGCGAGAAGGGUUUAAUUUCCUAGCUAAAGUUUUUAAUUCUUCACAUUCCUUCUUGGAAGAUUUGACAGGUCUAACUUUAUUACACCAGGAGACACAAGCUGCAGAGGUACAGUCAUUCCAACAACUCAAGUGCUGUGCCCUGAAAAUGGCCUUUUCAGCUCUAAAGCACUUUAAGAUCUGGGACAUGAGUGAUGAUGAAACAAUCUGAAAUCAGCUGGAUAAGGAGGAAGAUGACCUGGACUGCAGCCCUGCCUUUAUCUGUUACCUGACAAGUUAAUGAUUGCUUACCCAUUCUGACUGCUGCAAAUACAAAUAUAAUCCACAUUUUGACAUUAAUAACUUCACCUUAAAAGCAGUCUGUUAUGGACAGAACUCUCCAUGUUUUCAUUUUUAUUUCGUAAAUAACCAAAGCAGUGUGGUUACGUUUAAACUCGGUCUUUUUUUUUUUUUUUGUUAGUUUCUAAAUAUGGCUUACGUAUAAAAUACACUGCUUAAAUAAGCUUUGGAGGUUUAUUUGUCCCAGUUUUUAUUUUGCUUGUCAGUGGACACGUGGAAGCAAGCAUGUCUUUUUUCAUCUUUCCCAGAUUUGUGCCCCUUUAGUUGGAAUCUGUUGUUAAGACUGAGCAUGUUCUGCUACUGGGAAUUAAACUUCAUCUUUAAAGGAGGGUGGGAGUGGGGAAGAACCCACACCUCCUGCUUCCACCAUAUUGCUUUUGUCUCCAAGCACAUAUUUAGAGUACAGUUGUUCUUGAUGUGUCAGUGCAGGUGUUAUUCUCUGUAAAGAUCUCAUCAUUUCAUGCUAUGGCAACAAUGUAGUUUGACUUAUUUUGCACAGAAAAGACCAGAAUGCAAUUUUUAUGAUGAUGAAGCUUUCCUGAAGUUCAGAGAAGGCUCUGUUAAUGUAGUAAAAAAAAAAGUGUUUUAGGGGGUAGAUCACUGAUUCAGUCAAAACUUCUAGAAAAAUACUUAAAUGAAAUAAGAAAUUGGUUCUCUGACUUUGCUGUUCUUGGAUGUGGACCUCCAGUACUUCAUAGGUGUUAAAAAGGAGCAAUUGUGAGAUUUAUUUUUUUUAUUCAUUUAAGUCUUUCCAUUUUUACAGCAUCAAGAAUGGUUCUAGAGAUUAUGGCUGAGCACAAACAGUAGUUUGAGAAUCCUCAAGUUUAACAGAUAACUUGAGGAAAAGGACUUUUAAAAUAUCAAAGUAAAUUACUACAAAAUUGAAUCUAUUGCUUUUAACAUGGAAUAGGUUUUAGAAGGAUAUUUGAAAUCUCUUUUAUAGCUUUAUAUUGUGGGGGUUAUGGGCUAACUCACUAAGAAGAAGUGCAAAUCGCCUUAUCUGUUAAGCAGUCUCUGUUUCCCAUAUAUGUUAUGAAAAGUAGUUGCUCAAUCCAAUUAUUUAGGUCCUUAAAAUAAACUCUGAAUAUUUUUUGUAGAGAAUUUCACAGCUUCUCUCUGUGCCACAUCAGAAGUUCAUUCAGGUCAAGGAUAUCUGCAACUCCCAUAUUCUGACCACAAAAGAAGAUUUAUUGAAACGUGCUGGGGUUUGCACCAAGUGUCUAAAUUAGCAAUUAUUUGUACUUAUUUUAACUAUCAUAUUCAUAUAUUUACAUGAUUUUUCAUGUAGUGUAGUGUCUAGUUUAAUUAACUUCAUUGUAAUAUAAAAAUAUAUAUUAAUGCAAUAUAUUUUUGAAAGGCUAGUAAUGAUAGCAAUCUGAUCUUUAGGAGGUCAGGCGCUGAACACUGAGAUUGAUAACAUUCCAUGUAAAUUUUUAAAGCAGUUUGUUAAAUUGUAUAAUUAGUUUGGAGCUCAAAUGACUCCCAUGUUGUUAUCCAUGCCAUUGUCCAACUGGAGCCAUGGAUUGGUAGCCGGGUAGUUUAAAGGGAAUAAUCUGCUUUUUUGUCUUUUGGAGUUGCUGACCCUUGGAGCGUGAAUGUCUUUGCAGAAUCUGGUUAUCUAAAACCUGAGAGCUGAAUCUGAUAAACAUCAAUAAUUAUUUUAAAUGUCUGAAACUCUGCUUAUCCUGUUACAGUUACCUUGUAGCUUUGCAUUGGAAAUAUCUGUUUAAGUGCAGAAGAGCACAAGGCAGGAAGGUUCAAAACUCAGGGUUAAUGUAAUGUUUCCUUACCUCGGUAUUUUCAGUAACAUACAGCUCUCUGAGACUGAGCUGUUUCCUGCACAUAUGCUCCCCAGCUGUCUCUGAUGUUCAAAAACACUUCAGUUGGACUUGGAAUAACUUCCGUUUUCUAACUAUAAUGUUGUUUUCUUUCUCCUUGUGGACCAGAAUUCCUCUUAUUUUGCUUUUACUCAGUUUCUAGGCAUUUACUGAGUGAGAAAUUGUGAGAAUCCAUUCAAAUGAAUGAAUGCACAUUCACAUACUAUUAGCAGAUAAACACAUUUACUUACUGGCUUGUAUGCACCUAUGGCAGGAUUUCAGCACAGUCCUCAGCUCCAGUUAUUGCUGGUUAAUGGAAGAAGCUAAAUUUUCCCUUUCUUCAUGAAGGAGGUAGGAUUUUAAUGUUAUUUGUGCUGCCAUGACGUCAGUGAAGAACCCCAACUCAUACUUUUGCUGAAGAACCCAACGGCUACUGUGGCUUUUCAGGUGUAAAACAAAUCUGUUGGGAAGAGGGAAUGAGUAGCCUCAGAGGAACCUACUCAUCUUCCUAAACUAUCUAACAGAAAUGUAAUGGCAUUAUAGGACCGUGGAGGUGGGAACUGUGACACCUACAUACCUCGUCUGGGACCAUUUAAUACUGUUAGUAGAAGAGCACAGAUCUCAGUGGAAAGCUCUUGACACCGCUUUUGUACUUGAGUAUUAAAGAAACUCAUGGAAUUAUAUCCUCUGUUUUGAUGUCACACUUGUACUGACUGGAAUUUUUCUUCAGUGUCACCCCUUCGUCGUGUUUGCUGGCUGGAGUUUGGAUUUUGUUACAUGAAUGUGCCACAUUCACUGAAGUGAGGAACUUGAGAUUCUGUGUGAGACUUUUCUUCCUUAAAGCCCCCACUUGCUCUCAUCCUUGCUUUCACAGUCUGCUGUGUCAUAGUCUGUCAAUCAGGAAUAAAUUUCCCUUAGGCCUUUGCCCUUUAUGUCCCGUGUAAAUGGUCCCACACCAUUAGAUCCAGGAGAAUCAUGACCAGUACCUGCUUCAGCCCACACAAGAAUCUGCUCAUGGAGCGUGACUAGUUUGGGUCUUAAGCCUUCAACACUGGGCUCUGUAAGGGAGAAAAGGCACAAAUUUGAAAAUUUCACUUAGGUCCAUGAAAAAAGAUUCAUGAUAGCAGAGACAGGUUGGUUGAGAAAGUCAUCAGGGAGUGAGACCACAGGAGUUCUAUUCCUGGGAAGCUGAUGAUGCCCAAGAGCUAAACAGAGAUUCUGCUUCAGUAGAAGUCAACAGCACAACAGGUAUUUUGUCAUGUCAAAGAAAAAUGUAGGGACUGCUCAGGCCUUAAUAUCAUUGAGCUUGGAAAAAUGCUUUUUCCUUCCUUGUGUUCUGUAUGGCUUCAGUACUGUGUCUUCAGAGAAGUCUUUAGAGAAAAUUGUGUCUUCAGAGAAGUGAUACAAACUAAAAUUUCUGUGUUCUCAUCUUUGAUAUUCUUAUCUCACUUCCUGUAUGUCCCUGCCCAUGACAGGGGGGAUUGGGACUAGAUGAUAUUUAAGAUCCCUUCCAACCCCUUAGAACUAUGAUUCUAAUUCUGUUUCUUUGUAUAAAAUUUGGCUGUUCACCUUAAAUAUAUGCAUCAGAAUUAUUAGCAAAAUGUAGUAAUUCUCCCAUAUAUGAGCAUUCUAUUUUACCUUCUCACUUGUACUCUCAUAGAUAACUUUUACUGAAAUGGGUAUUAUGUAUUUCUGAACUUUGCGCUGUAGAAUCAUAGUACUUGUUUCUCCCUCUUACUGAAUUCUUCCUAAAUGUAUGUUAACUAAUGUAAUUAUUAUUGCUGAUGGAAUCAUAGAAUCAUUUGGUUGGAAAAGACCUUUAAGAUCAUCAAAUCCAGCUGUUGCCCCAGCACUACUCUGGGACCAUGUUGGGCCAUGAAGAGUUCACCCAGUUCCUGACUUCCUGUUGAGUUUUCUUUCACUUUUUCAAGUCACAUCGUAAAAACAGUGGAAUUCUGAGGUUUGACUUUGCCAUCCAGAAUUCUCGUUAAGGCCAGUAAUGUGUGAGGUCACUGAGUUGCUGAUACCAACUUUUCUGAUGGUGAUCAAGAACAACUGUGCAUGUUUCUUACAGAGUCCUGGAGAGAUGUGACAGAAUCCACGAGGUUAUUUUAUAUAGUUCCUUAUGCAACAUGGUAAACUUUAGCUGACUUCCUAAGUAACAGUCUGGAAGAUAUCUUGAGCCUGUUACUAUUUUUCUUCUGAAUCUUCUGAUGUGGCUUCAUUAAUUCCUUUUCUCUUUUUUUUUUAAUUUAAUUUUCAGUGCAGAGGCUGUGCUUGUGCAUAUUCUAAGUUUCAGAAGAAUGAAACUUUCCCUCAAGAGGGUGUUAUGCACCUUUUCUCUCUUAGAGCACCUGGAUUAAUUGUUUUAAAAGACAGAAAUACUACACUACAAGGACUUUGGACUGUCCCACCCUGGCAGUGUGUAAAUUCCUAACCUAUGAAAAACCUGCCUACCUGUCCCAUUUCAGUUCCAGCUCUCCUUCCCCUGCAGCUGCCUGGACCUCUGCUAGACCUUAACAGUGUGUAAAAAUACUGUGGCACCACACAGGUAAUGCAUUAGGUUUGAAAAUAAUCUAGACUGGCCCUCUCUAUUGCCACUUCAGCUUUCCAGUGUAAUGAUUUCUGAAAAGUUCACUUACUUAUCUGUGCAGCACUUGACAAACUGUAACAGUUUGUUGACAUUGGGUUUUUUUCCGCAUUUCACUUUUAUUGAUACCCUUUUGUCCUCUACUACUGACAGUACUUGGCAGAGAAUAUCUAUGGGUUUUAUUCUCAAUUAUCCUGGGUCAAACUGUUGUUCCAACCUGGGGUUUUUUUGCAGUAUUCAAAUCAUGUCACGAUAACCCAAGUGGGCUGUGGCUUGUGCUCAUUUCUCCUCAGUACAGGAGCUGACAGUCAGAAAUCCACAUUCUUCCACCAGCCAGCAAUUCUAUCCAGGUCGUAGUGAAGUCUCUGGCGUGAGUCACUUGAGGAUUUUAACCUGACCAAGGAGGUUGGCACAGGGAAGAAGAACUGAAGCUCCUCCCCAAAGAACUAAUAGCAAUACUCUCCAACAGCAAUGAUGUUAAGUACCUUAAGGUAUUCCAUGUCUUAGGGCAGCAAUUUUUUCACCUAAUUCCCCAGCCCAGAUGAUCUCACCCCAGGGUAAGUAUGCAGAUGACUACUCCAGCCAUGUAUAAGUUUGAGUUCUGAUUGCAGCCCUCAUAACAGUAUUAAUAUUAUCUGCCUGUUGUGAUUUCACCACAGCAUUUUUUCAAAUCCAGUGGGGUUAUUUAGGACAUUUUCUGAAAAGAGUUUCAAAACCCACCGGUCAUUUGUCAGAACUUUGCAAAUGAAGUAACAGAGGUUCUUUCUGUUCAAUGUUCUCUUGCCAUUGAAGCUUCUUGCAGGCACUUCCUUGGGCUUACAGCUAAAAGGGGCAAUCAGGAGUUCUAAAAACAAACAUGUUUUGUUUCCUGGCUGGCACAGAGCACACACUCUCCUUCCAUCUCCUGUAGCAGUCUAAAUGCCUGUUUCCUCACGUUCUUUGAGUGGAUGUUUAUACAGGACAUUGAAUAUAAAGUACAAUGGGCUCUGUCUCUGGAGCUGAAAGGCACGUGCACACACUCAUUUCAAUUUAAAUGCUAAAAAUUUCAAAUUAGUUCUCAACAAAAUAUCUUGGUAAGCUAACAGGGAAGGACAGAAGCAUAUGCACAGCACUGUACUGCUGCAAAUGAAAAGCACAAUUUUUAAAAAAUCAGUCCUUGUAACUUCUCUCCCAUCCAGUUACUCUUUGUUCUUACAUUCCUUGGCUGUAAAUUGCUGCUUCAGUUGCCCUCAAGCAUCCAAAAAUCCAGGCUUGUGUGUAACUUCAGUUUUCUUUUUGGCACCAGGACAUUUGAUUUUUGCUAGAUCUCAGCAGAAUGAUUCAUUGUUCGAUUUGUUAAUGGAAUUCACUACUAAUAUUAAUUACUAAUGUUAUGCACUAUGGAAAUAAGAGAGACGUUAUUCUGGUUUGCUUCUUAAAGAGAAGGUCAGUAGUUUUUUUCCCUAAUUUCUCCUUUGGUCUAAUGGUCCUAAUGGUCUUCUAAUGAUGCUCAUCUCUUAAGAAGCUGCAGUUGAUGCAUCCUGGCAAGGCUGUGCUGCAGGAUCUGGGGCAUGUGAAAUACAAGCUGGCAUCUUGUUGCUGGAACGGUUUUACUUUCUAAAUCAAAUGAAUGUGGGCUAAAGCUGCCUGGAAAAAUGCUGCUGGAAUUGUUUCCUCGUCAUGUCAAUAGGCUGGGAAGGACAGCAAGGCCUGCAGAGCUUCCACUUCUGCUGCACUGAAUGCAUUUGGACUCUGGUUUUUGGCAGUUUUUGGUGUCCUUUCCAUCUGCUUUUUUCUGUCCCUGUGAGUAUCUUCCCCCCACCCCCAGUGCUCAUGUCCUCACUGCUGAGGGAGGGCUGUCAGCGAGCACCCAAAUGAAUUUCUAGUGACAGACUUCAAUUAGUGGCGAGGAAACCUCUAGCAUAGGGAGGAUCUGACUUGAGGUUUUUCCUUUGUCUGUGAGUGUCCUCAUUUCAUGCUUCCAAGUCUGACUUUUAUACGGUAAUUCCGUAGGUGUUGCCACUUCCUCCGGAACCUGUGACUCAGGCGCCCUAUAAAUGCCGUGACAUCACCGGCAGCUCCUGUGGAAUUGCCAGUUUCCUAAAUGAGGCUGUUGGCUUCGCUUUUGGGACUUGCAGCUUUGCUUUGAGGGGUUUUUUUGUCGGGGGGAGGGAUUAGGGGUUCUAAUUACUUAAGGCAGCCUUGCCAUUCCAGGGAACCACACUGCGUUUUAGCCUUUUGAAUUGUGGAAAUUGCCAAUGUAGAAGUUUACUUAAAACAGGAGAUCCACAUUCAUAUACCAGUUAUUUAUGAAUGAAAUAAUUGUAAUUAGGCCUUCGUAGAGGUUCUGUUGUUAUAAAUCAGUCUUAAUUCACUCCUGGUUUAGGGAGGGGUGGAGACAAGGGGAGGAAAAGGUCUGAGCAUACUUUUCCAUUGUUUUUUUGGAAGCAAUGAAACAAAAGACAUGUGUUCAUACUACAGAGUGUGAAAUGACUCUCAGCAAGUGUGUAUCUGCAGCACAGCAGAUUCACGGCAGAUUUCAGUGUUUCCUUUCCAGUGACAGUGCUGUGUAAGUCCGUGGCUGGAACAGGAGGAGCUGCAGUAAGUUCUGGUUCUGUGGGGAGUGUCCCUGAAGCCGGCAGGACUCGGGGUGGCAGCAGGAAGGCAGGGGCCACAGGCAGCUCCUGUAGCUGUGUGUCCUUGGCCACGAGCCCCAGCAACGUCACUGCAGGCAGGACCUGGCUGGGGAACUGCUGAGAGAAAUAAUGUCAGGAAUUCUGGUCAUCAGAGGAAUGUGACGAGUUGGAUGUCUGUCUAGGUCAUGUGUUCAUGGUGUUCUUGUACAGGCUGUAAAAGUGUUGGUUUAUUUUUUAUUGUUGGGAGCAAAGGAUCCCCGUCCCUUUGUUUAAAUAGUAGCAUUUUGGAACUCCACAAUAAUUUGUGCAGCAGAGGCUUUAGGUGUGGCCUUUGAUUGUGCUUGGAUCGUGUGGGUUCUCACUGAGCAGGCAGUGCUGUUGUGGUUGUACUUAAGGGAAAACUCAGAGAACAUCCAUGUAUGCAGGGAGGUGGCAUCAGUGGCUACCAUAGAUAAUGGUCUUUCUUCUAAUGAUAUCAGUCCAAAAUUUGGCACUAUUGAGAACUAUGUCAUUAAAGUUAUUUUUCAGAUGACACAUUAAACCAAAGUCCUAAAAGAAAGUUCUAUUAUCUCUUUCUACUUUCUUUCUGAUAAUUUAUUUUCUUUCUUUCUUUUUUUUUUUUUUUUUUUUUUUUUAAUCGUACCUUCCUGAAGUUGCUGUUGAGUUUCCUCUGGGCCCUUCAUUUUCUAAGUUACUUUGUGCAUGCUUUUAACUAAAAACUCUCACUCAAGUUUUACCCAGUGGCCAGUGGCUAUUGGAGCACUAGUUGUUUAUCAUUAUGGGCACUAAGCUGGGAGUGCUUUAAGUGAUAACAUUGCAAUUAUUUGACCACACAAAUAUGAAGACAGUUUUCCCCUAAUUAGAACGUUUGCUGUUUCAUGCCUCUUGCAUGCAGUUGAACACUAUUUGUGGUUUUCCUUGGGGCAGUAGUUGGGAUGAGGGAGCUGUAAAAGCUCCUGCCCCAUGAGCCAUGAUGGAGCAGCUGAUGUCUGAUCACACUCUCCAAACCCCUGGUACCCUCACAUGGCCAGUGCUCCCCAAAAUCCUGGGCUGGGGCAUUCAAUUACUUGCUAACUCUGUUGUGUUGAACAGGAAUUCAGUCGAGUUUAGCAGUCAAAUACUACAAACUCCAGACAGACUUCUUUUAACCACUGGUUUUCAAGGGAGGAAGACAGCAAGUCAGCUGGUGUGUGUCCAGUGUUGCCCUGUGGCUGGACAUACUCUAGUUUCAUUUUCAAAAAUGAUGAUGUCUGUUACUUCAUUUAGUUUCCUGUUGAUAGUAUUUGGCAAUGUCAUUAAGAGAUUCAGAUAGAUAACUUCAUGAUAUCUGAUACUGGAAAAGAAUGUGACUCAAAUGUCACUCGUGUGUACAGAUGCCACGGGGACGUGCAGCAGAACAUGUUUCAGAAUAUGACCAAAAUCCUGGUUUUAAAUUAUUUUGUUGAUGUAGUUGUAGGUGGUUGUGGCUUCAGAAAUUUUGUAAGCCAAAGUGUUAUUGUUAUUUUCCAGCUUUCACGGUUUGGAAUUUUUAAAAACAUUGAUUAUUUAAAGGAACUUUGUCCUCUCCAUAAUAGUCACAUCCAUGGGAAGAUGGAUUGAGGCAGGGGCCUGAGGGGCUGUACUCCAGGCCUCCAGUGAGGCCAAAGAAAAUCUCAGUUUGAGUUAGUUCAGUAGAGACUCUUGCUGAGUAAGGGCCUGGUGCAGUGAGACCAAUCUCCAUGGAGUCAGCUGGGCAAGAGAAUAGUACAGGUUCUAGAGGUGAUAAAGCUUUGUCUCACCUCUGACAUUGUCUGUUAAUGCCUUUUAAUUGAAUUUGGAUAAGUUGCUCAGGUUAGUGGAAUUCAUUUGUGUCAAUUUUUGGAUGCCAAAAUUUGGAUGCUCUGAGCCAGACUUUGAUGGUGUCUUAAACUGGGUUUCAGAAUUCUAAAAGGAGUCUGUUUUGGAAUAUAAAGACAAUCUUACAUUAAGCAUGUAUUUCUAAAACUUAUGUGUGUAAAAGAGGAUGAAAUAAAUCUGUUCUUAAAUUUUAA
Molecule: messenger RNA, 11694 nt
Organism: Pipra filicauda (Wire-tailed manakin)
Lineage: Eukaryota; Metazoa; Chordata; Aves; Passeriformes; Pipridae
Gene: ATG7
Product: autophagy related 7
Exons: 20
Coding region: 316-2514 (732 amino acids)
Biological process (GO): autophagosome assembly; C-terminal protein lipidation; autophagy of mitochondrion
Cellular component (GO): phagophore assembly site; cytoplasm
Molecular function (GO): Atg12 activating enzyme activity; Atg8 activating enzyme activity
Source: RefSeq, a predicted model, not a curated record